Messenger RNA from Fukomys damarensis (Damara mole-rat), 2312 nucleotides. It is a transcript of the gene Scfd2, whose product is annotated as sec1 family domain containing 2. NCBI's taxonomy places the organism in Eukaryota, Metazoa, Chordata, Mammalia, Rodentia, Bathyergidae. Gene Ontology annotation, biological process: vesicle-mediated transport; intracellular protein transport. The record is from RefSeq and is a predicted model, not a curated record. Bases 149 to 2080 code for a protein of 643 amino acids. The transcript is spliced from 9 exons.
GCUCUCCUUUACGUCAUCACCGCGCGCGGUCUUCUUACGUAACCACGUGCACUGUGUUGACUGUCAAAGUCUGAGGGAACUUCCGGAAGUCGUGAGUUCAAAUAGAAGUUCCUGUACCCGAGUUCCCGGUGUGUGCGAAUCCCGAGCCAUGAGCACCCCGGGCGUUCUGUCCUUUACGCUGCAAGGCUGGGAGCAGGUGCUGGCCAAAGUGAAACGGGCCUUGGUCUACCUAGAUGCUGCCUGCGCGGAGAGCCUGCACUGGAGCUGCGGGUCCACACGUCUCAUGGAGGCUGUGGGGGGUCCUGAGUGCCACCUACGGGAGUUCGAGCCCAAUGCAGUUGUUGGCAAUGUCGCACAGCCCAAGGCGGUGUUUGUAUUGAGCUGCCUGCUGAAAGGCCGAACUGUGGAGACACUGCGAGACAUCAUCUGCCGCAGUCACUUCCAAUAUUGUGUAGUGGUCACUGCCUUGAGCCACGCUGUUCAUCUAACGGCUAACCACGUGCCAGCGGCUGCAGCGGCUGAGCUGGAUGGACAACAACCGGUGUUCGAGCAGCUGGAGGAGAAGCUGUGUGAGUGGAUGGGCAACAUGAACUACACGGCAGAGGUGCUGCAUGUGCCACUGUUGCUCUCUCCUGUGGCUCCCUACCUUGCCUUGACUCCAGCCUUUGCUUCUCUUUUUCCACUGCUACCCCAGGAUAUACAUCUUCUUAAUAGUGCCCGACCAGACAAGAGAAGGCUGGGAAGCUUGGGUGAGGUGGAUUCCACUGCGCUGACCCCAGAGCUGAUGCUGCAGAUAAGGUGCCUGGUGUCAGGCCUCAGUUCUUUGUGUGAGCAUCUGGGGGUUCGGGAGGAAUGUUUUGCUGUGGGUGCACUCAGUCGGGUCAUCGCUGCAGAUCUGGCCAAUUAUGCCCCUGCCAAGAACAGGAGGAAGACUGCUAUGGGCAGGGCAUCUAUUGUCUUUGUGGAUAGAACUCUGGAUCUCACAGGCUGUGAAAUCAAUUACAAACUCUUUGGCAUUCUGUCACUUUCAAAUGACUUGGCAGCCAAAGCCCUGUGGGAAGCCUUACUGAAUAUCAAGCACAAAGAAGCAGUCAUGGAGGUUCGGAGACAUCUAGUGGACGCAGCAAGCAGAGAAAACCUGCCAAUCAAAAUGAGUAUGGGGAGAGUUACUCCAGGGCAGCUCACAUCUUAUAUUCAGCUCUUCAAGAACAACCUCAAAGCUCUAAGGAAUCAUUGUGGGAUCCUCCAGCUUGGGCUGGCUACAGUUCAAACUUUGAAACACCCACAGACUGCCAAGUGGGACAACUUUCUGGCACUUGAAAGGCUUCUUCUUCAGAGCAUUGGGGAGUCAGGGAUGUCUGCUGUGUUAAAUCAGCUGCUGCCCAUGUUUAAGCCGUCCACUCAGAGGACCGAUGAUGACUAUGGUCCUGAGGAGCUGCUGGUCCUCCUCAUAUACAUUUAUUCUGUCAUUGGAGAGUUCACAGUGGACAAAGACCUGGGAGAGGCUGAAGAAAAAGUGAAGAAAGCAUUGGUUCAGGCCUUCUGUGAGGAGUCUGAAUUGUCACCUUUGCUGCAAAAAAUAACAGGCUGUGACUCUGCAACUAAACUGACAUUUCACAAAUCCAAAAUCGCUGUGGAUGAACUCUUUUCUUCUCUUUGGGAUAUUGCUGGAGCUCGGAGUCUCAUGAAAGAGUUUAAGUCUGUGUAUGUUCCUGGAAAUCAUACCCACCAGGCAUCCUAUAAGCCAUUGUUGAAGCAGAUUGUGGAGGAUAUAUUUAAUCUGGAGAAGCCAGAUCCUGUUGAUAUUGAACACAUGUCUUCAGGCCUCACUGAUCUCCUUAAAACUGGAUUUAGCAGGUUUAUGAAGGUGAGCCGGCCUCAUCCUGGUGACCACCCCCUCCUGAUGCUCUUUGUGAUGGGUGGCAUCACAGUCUCCGAAGCCAAACUGGUCAAAGACCUUGCGGCAUCCCUGAAACCAGGAACCCAGGUGAUUGUGCUGUCCACAAGACUCCUGAAGCCACUUAACAUUCCUGAGCUGCUAUUUGCAACAAACCGCCUACAUCCAGACCUUGGCUUCUGACAUCUGCUAAGAUGAUAAGAGCUGCCCACGCUGGAAAUACCAAUACCAUUGUUUUUCUCCAUUCCAGAUAUGCCUCCACAACCAGCAUCUUUAUAGCUCAUUGUGGGUAUGACUGCAUCCUGAAGAAAGGGUCUUGAUGACUGUGUGAUGAAGUACUUUACUUAGAUUGCUCUUUAAAAAAUAAAAAAUAAAAAAUAGUGCAUGCCUAUAAUCCUAGCCACUUGGGAGGCUG